Molecule: messenger RNA, 390 nt
Organism: Trichoderma atroviride IMI 206040
Lineage: Eukaryota; Fungi; Ascomycota; Sordariomycetes; Hypocreales; Hypocreaceae
Source: RefSeq, a predicted model, not a curated record
AUGUACGCCUCUGUCAUCAUCUACACUCUCGUCGCCCUUAGCGGUGUCAUGUCGUCUCCGGUUCAAGACGAGGUUGUGCCCCGAGCCAUUGAGCCUCGCAUGCCUACUUUCGCCGAUAUCCCGUUUCCGAGAUUCCCAAGCCACAACCGUCACCAGAAAGAUAAAGGCAACAAUAGUAGUGGCUGCAGCCCCGACACAAACACUCAGUUGAACGCCUGUUCUGCAGGCAACCCGUACUGCUGCAGCAGUGAUGGUAACGGCGGUCAUGUCUGUGCAAACACUACUGCAUGCGAUCAAAAGGUCAUUUGCUGCAACAAUAAUAACGGCUUCCAAAUCUGCAUCGGCGAAAUUGACUUUAACAUGCCAGUCACCAUCAACAUCUACGAGUAA